GAGGGGCCAGCUGUAAGGAAGGAGCAUGUGCUAUAUGCCGAUCGCCGAUACAUACUGAUAUUUCAAAAUGAAGAUGAACUCGAUGGUCACCUCACUAUGCCGGAAUGCGUUCCGGCAUCUGCUGCUGACUCUUGGCUUCUUCUGCCUGACUUCUGUAAAUUCGAACUAUAUCAUCAUUAAUUUCACAUUUAUCUGUAUGGCACGUCCUUUAUAUAGCGAUAAUACGUCGCCAGCAAGCAAUGAUGUGAGUUUAUUCAUUUAUAUUCAUCUUUUCAUUCAAUUCUCCAAAAAUUCCUACAAGUUCUCGUUUUGCUGAUU
Strongylus vulgaris is the source of this 318-nucleotide messenger RNA. Lineage: Eukaryota; Metazoa; Nematoda; Chromadorea; Rhabditida; Strongylidae. The record is from the annotation of a GenBank genome assembly.